UUAAAACCGAAGAAGAAGCACACGGAAUUUAGCAGUAGCCUGGGAAACUUGAAGUUGUAUAUGUGGCUUGAAAACAAGGGUCGUGGUCGUAAAAAGAAUAAUAAUGAAAUGCACACCAUAUAUUGUGAUCGCUCGUCUUUCGUAUAAUGAAGUGAUGUAGCCGAAAAUGUGAACGAUUUUCCUGGCUUGUUGCACUUUCUCGCAAUGUUUUUUUUAUUGCAUAUUCCUGAAUGCUAGCUAGCUAUGCAAUUCAAAACAAGUGCGCACGAAUACGAGCAUAGUUAGAAAAAGCAUGCUAUUCAUCAUAAAGCGAUUAACAUUUGUGGUGUCUGGCUCAUGUCAAAGUAUGUUAAGACGUAACGUUUUAUUAUGCAAAAGAGCGUGUACUGGACCACUUGACACCAGACUGGUCUUGGGCAUAGAAACUAGCUGUGAUGACACAGGAGCCGCUGUUAUGGACGAAACUGGCCGGAUACUUGGGGAGUCUUCACAUACCCAGAAAGAUGUGCACUUAAAAACAGGGGGAAUUAUUCCUGUGGUCGCCCAGAGACUGCACAAAGAGAACAUAGCUCGCGUCGUCCAAGAAGCCCUCGACAAGAGCGGAAUUGCGCCAAGAGAUCUGUCUGCCGUGGCGACCACAGUGAAGCCUGGUCUUGCCCUGAGCCUAGGAAUUGGUCUGCAAUACAGUUUGAACUUUAUUCAGGAGCACAAGAUGCCCUUCAUCCCCAUCCACCAUAUGGAGGCCCAUGCUCUAACAGUCAGGAUGAUCCAGUCGGUGCCAUUUCCAUUUCUGGUUCUGUUAAUCUCAGGAGGACACUGCCUCCUGGCUGUGGCCAGAGACAUCGAUGACUUUCUCCUCUUGGGACAGGCAUUGGAUGAAGCACCAGGAGACACAUUAGAUAAGGUAGCAAGAAGAUUGUCUCUCGUGAAACAUCCGAAGUGCUCCACUUUGAGCGGGGGACAAGCUAUCGAGCUGAUGGCCCAAGAGGGCAACAGGCUAAAGUUCCACUUUAAGUCUCCCAUGGGGCAGCAUUAUGAUUGCAAUUUCUCUUUCGCUGGUUUCCGAAACCAGGUAACACAGGUGAUAAGCAAAAAAGAGGAGGAUGAAGGUAUCCAGCCGGGGGAGAUACUCUCAUGUGUAAGUGACAUAGCUGCAGCGGCUCAGUACACUGUGGCCUCUCACAUUGCCAAGCGCACCCAUCGAGCUAUCCUUUUUUGCAAAGCAAAAGGGCUGUUACCUCAAAACAGCCCAUCUCUGGUAGUAUCUGGAGGAGUGGCCUGCAAUCAGUAUAUUAGAAAGACUUUGCAAAUUGUCACAGAUGCAACCGGAUUGGAUUUACACUGUCCCCCAGCAAAGUUGUGCACUGACAAUGGAGUCAUGAUUGCAUGGAAUGGGGUUGAAAAGCUAAGAAAAGGAAAGGGGAUAGUGGCACACACUGCUAAUAUCAGAUAUGAACCUAAGGCACCUUUCGGCACAGACAUAACUGGGCAGGUGAAGGAGGCGGAGAUUAAAGUACCACCAUUAAAACUGAAGAUAAGCCAAUGAAAAUUUUUUUUUUUUGUGUGUGGUUUUUAUCUUUCAUAUGUAAAUAAAAAUUGAUGCACAGAAA
This is a messenger RNA of Anguilla rostrata (American eel), 1610 nucleotides long. It is a transcript of the gene osgepl1, whose product is annotated as O-sialoglycoprotein endopeptidase-like 1. Gene Ontology annotation, cellular component: mitochondrion. Gene Ontology annotation, biological process: tRNA threonylcarbamoyladenosine modification. Bases 293 to 1546 code for a protein of 417 amino acids. The record is from RefSeq and is a predicted model, not a curated record. NCBI's taxonomy places the organism in Eukaryota, Metazoa, Chordata, Actinopteri, Anguilliformes, Anguillidae. The transcript is spliced from 7 exons.